AUGAGCAAAAGAGGUAGCCACUAUGGCAAUCAUAAACAAGAAGAGGCAGACGAGGAUGUAGAUAUCGACGAACUACUAAGUGACUGUGGAGAUGACGAUGAUGAUGAUGAGGAUGGCAAUAAUUAGAAAUAUGUGGGUGAGUAAAGCCAAAGAGGCAGCAACUACUUAUCAAAUGCAAUAUCUUAUUCGCAGUACACUCAAGCUCAUCAUUAUUAAGAAUAAGAUCACAGAGAAAAUAUCGGUUCAAAAGAUGACAAUGACACUGAGAUGAAUGAUGACGACUCAACUGAAAAUGUGAUGGACUCGACUUCAACUACAAACAGAGAUGAAACUUUUGGCACUCACUCACAAGAAGGAAGUUCAUCUGAUACUAGUUCUCAGCAGCAAUAGUCAUAGCAUCAUCAAUAAGUAUUCCGAAUAAAUCAAUAGUAGCAUUAUACAAACAAUUAACACUUUAACAAUGGCUAUAACUAGGAUCUAGGCAAUGACAACGUCUAGUAGCAAUAGUUUCAAUAGCUUAUACCUACAUAUCCAGGUGUAAAUGGAGUGCCUAGUGGCAGACUCUCUUUCUUUAGAAAGAAGAAGAAAAAGAACCCCUACGAUGAAGCCUCAAUAGCCACUCUAAAUCCUGAAUGGUUCAUCAAUUUCACUCAUUUCCCACUUGAGGUUCAAGGUAUGGAGGAAGCUCUAGAAAAGUACAACGAGCUGGGACUCGGCUGCAGAAUCCAAUUUAAGCGAGGCAACUGCCGCAAGGACUUAAAUGGCUUCACACUUCAGUUCACUAUCAGAUGCUUCAGAGGUGCUGGUGGCAAGUAAAAGAUAAACUAGGUGGGUUCAAGACAGAAUGGGCUAUCUGAGAUCUAGGACGAUAAGAAUGCAUCAUAAUCAUCCCAUUGA
Stylonychia lemnae is the source of this 897-nucleotide messenger RNA. Lineage: Eukaryota; Ciliophora; Spirotrichea; Sporadotrichida; Oxytrichidae. The record is from the annotation of a GenBank genome assembly.